CACAUUUGGCAGACAACUAUCUUCUUGAGGCAGAUCCGGAAGCACAAAGCAAUCAGCUAAUACGAGUUCGUGAUUUGGAACUACACAUGUAUGACCUCAAGUGUCCGACUCAAUUACAUUUACCUAGGCGAAAUACAUUCAUGCCUCUACGAAGGUCAGAUUAGAAUUAGCAAUCGGUCUUCUAGGUACACUGGCGGAUUGUCCAUCAUAUUUACCAAUGCAGACGUGACACACUCGGGGGAACAUCUACAAUACCACAGACUCACCAUGCUUUAUGCAAACUAUCAUGAUUUUGCAUGCAAUCUUUACUCCAUUGGGAAUGUUCUUGGUCCUUAACGUUGAGAGAUGCUGUGCUCUCACUUUAGAAAUGCAUUUAGUACAUCCACUAGGAUAAGAGCUUUCACACAACGACUUCCAAGUUAUAAAUACUUUUGAUUUCUCUUCCUUCCUACACAUCAUUGUCGUCCAAGUUUCCAAGAGCUGAAUUUGAUCCGAAUUCUUCUAUAGCAAUUACAACCAACACAAUUGCAAGCAUGAAACUCCACACAAUCCUCGUGGCUACUCUUUCUUUAAGCGCAAUCGCUGCACCUCUAGUCAACAAGGACUCCACCGGAAAACGUACCAGCCCCGUCCCACCUCUUAUGGAUGCGGGUAUCGAUUCUAAUUUCGUCGAGAAGCGCGCCAGCCCCGUCCCACCUCUCAAGUUCAAGACUCUCGCGCACUUUGAAGGUGUAAUUCUGGUGCUACACAUCCUAGGGUUCUUCGCCGUUUUGAUUCCACUCGUGUAUCUCUCACCGCACGGCGAUACUUCCCUCUUUACUACAUUUGUGAAUGAAGGCGGGUGGUCCUCGCAAGGACUAUCAUUCAUGAUUGGCUUGCCAGCUUCUGUUUUCUCGCUUAUUGGUGCUGAUUCGGCCGUUCAUAUGUCGAAAGAGAUUAAAAAAGCAUCAAUUGUUGUAGCCCGUGCAAUGCUCAGUGGUCUCAUUCUCAACGGUAUUCUAGGCUUUGCGAUGAUGAUCGCAUAUCUCUUCUGCUUAGGGAAUCUCGAUGAUGUGUUGAACGCACAAGAAACGUUAGGAUACUCAUUUCUCCAUGUCUUCCAAACAGGAACCGGUUCAACCGCGGGAGCUGCAGUGAUGGGCUUACUCGUCGUGGCUCUCGGUGUCUGUAGCACAGUUGGUGCUCUCGCCUCCUCCUCUAGGAUUUUAUGGUCUUUUGCUAGAGACAGAGGUGUUCCACUAUGGAGGAUUUGGGUAAAGCUUGACCGACGAACCUCAAUCCCCAUAUACACCAUUGCAUUUACCACUGUUGUUUCCGUGCUCCUUUCGCUUGUUAUCCUCGGCUCGGGUGUUGCAUUUAAAAAUAUCGUCAAUCUCAGUAUUGCCGGUCUCUAUUCCUCGUAUCUCAUCUGCUGCGGCCUGCUUCUUUGGCGGUGGCUACAGUCUCCUGGAAUCAAGGCGUACAACCCGCGUAUUCUAAGAGUCGGUCCAGAUAACUUACAUUGGGGCCCAUGGCGCGUCCCGGGAAGAUUGGGUGUCCUCAACAAUGCGUUCGCCUGUGUGUAUAUUUUCGUGCUGUGGUUUUGGGCUUUCUGGCCCCCACAGACACCAGUUGUUCCAGCAACCAUGAACUUUAGUAUUCUCACAUUUGGUGCAACGGUUUUAUUUGCAGUUUUCUGGUAUCUUGUUGAUGGACGAAAGUCAUAUCAAGGACCAUUGAUAGAGAUUAAGCUGUAGAUAGAUUGAAAUGCACGUGUUGCAAAGACUGAGUUUUUGGGUGGUGGGUCGUAGACUGCGGUAGGGCGCAAACGGCAUUUUUGGAUUUUUA
Molecule: messenger RNA, 1827 nt
Organism: Botrytis sinoallii
Lineage: Eukaryota; Fungi; Ascomycota; Leotiomycetes; Helotiales; Sclerotiniaceae
Exons: 5
Coding region: 534-1736 (400 amino acids)
Biological process (GO): transmembrane transport
Cellular component (GO): membrane
Molecular function (GO): transmembrane transporter activity
Source: RefSeq, a predicted model, not a curated record